Centropristis striata (black sea bass) is the source of this 1061-nucleotide messenger RNA. It is a transcript of the gene gemin7, whose product is annotated as gem (nuclear organelle) associated protein 7. Lineage: Eukaryota; Metazoa; Chordata; Actinopteri; Perciformes; Serranidae. The record is from RefSeq and is a predicted model, not a curated record. The coding region runs from base 95 to 481 and encodes 128 amino acids. Gene Ontology annotation, cellular component: SMN-Sm protein complex. The transcript has 2 exons. Gene Ontology annotation, biological process: spliceosomal snRNP assembly.
AAUAAAUCCAACGAAGAAGAAGAACGAAACAACAACGUGCAGUAGCUUGAAGUGUUGAUGCAGAUAACUGGAGGAAACAGCGAGAAGACUCAACAUGGCGACGCCGAUGUCUGUGCUCCGCCUGCCUAAAGGACCGGACCCCAACAGCCGCGGAUUUGACCCCAAAUCCCCCCGCUUCAUCGCCCUCUGUCGCACCUCUAUCCCCUCGUCUGCUGCGUCGGAGGCGGGCGCUGAGGAGCUGCAGAGGGAGCAGCAUGCACGAUCCGUGCUGAGGGAGAGUUUCCUGCGAUGUCUGCUCUCCAUGACCAACAAGAAGGUGCAGUUCCACAUGCAUGAGAAGGUGAAGGUGGAGGCCACGUUCGGAGCGUCCGACAUCGACGUGCUGAACUUUCAGGUGUCGAACCUGCACACUCCCAUCGGGGUGCAGAAAGAGGCGCUGAUCCGCUGUCAGGACGUGAUUUCAUUCACUUUUGAUGCUUGAACACUUGCUUUUGUUUCCUGAGACGGGAUAUCAUCACAUUUGGGAUGAGGGACACUUUGGAGUCUCAAUUUGCUGUUGCAAGUGAGCUCUGUUUUCACACUGUGAGAUAGUUUAUACAACCGGUUACAUUUUUAUAAGUGUGGUUGCUGAUUUUAACCACCUUCUGCAUUGUCACAGACCGGCAGUUCCACUUUUUCGGCACAAGAGGGAGUCGCGUUCAUGUGUUUUAAGACAGAUGACAGUUUGGACUAGGAUCGGAGGAUGAUAUUUGACAAAGACUUGAACAAUAUUUUGAUAAUAUGAUGAUGUUUGCUGUUGACUUCUGAUGUUUUCAGAAGAUGUUUAACCACAAUAACACCUGAAAAGUAACUGUAAUCUAUAUCUGUAGGCUCUUUUUUUACCCUGACAGCUACAUCAGUCUAAGUUCACAAAGUUGUAUGACUUAACUUAUGCAGCCUUUAAGACCAGGAAGUAAAACCAAUAUUUAGCCUCACAUCAUAAUUUAUCUCAGUAUGUCUGCUCUAACAUUGUGAGCAUUUAAGUUUUUUUUAGCACUGACGUCUUUCCUUGUGAGAUGCAG